CGCCGAAAAUUUAUAUAUAGAGUAUAGAUUAUUCGCGGAUUGUCGAGUUAUCUCCGUUCGUAUCAGUUUAUAUCAGCGUAAGAGGGAACAGUGACCGGCUCGCGCGCCCACGGUCGCGAGAUAUCGCUCUUGCUUCCGGCCUUUGCGUCGCGCUUAUUUAUGCGGGGCUGUCGCGAGGUCGCGUCAGAUCGUGGCCGAGCCGUGCCGAUAUUGGAGCGCGGGCAAGCGUGCACGCGGGCAUCGUUAACGUAACGGAUCCCGACCAAUCUUGACGCAGCCGCGUGAGUUGACAGGAUUCGGACAGGCGCGCGCGCGCGCGCGAUCGUGGCCGCAUCGACGUCGCCGAGGAUCGUCCGAUUAAGGUCGUCUCGUUUCUCGCCGGGGGUGCCGGGUGGUCGAUGCUCGACGAGUCGGACCUGUAGACGCGCCAGCAUGGAGAGCACGGAGCAGCCGGGCAACGAGCAGAAACCGAAAGACAGGUUAGUCGGCCUGUUGGAUCACAUCGAGGCCCACGUAGAGCAAUUGCGAAAGGAUGCCGCGAGGCUCAUGGAGGAGAAGGACGGCCUGUUGACGACCUUGGACACCCUCAGGAAUAACGACAUGCUGUUCACCCUCGAGGAGCCUGAUAGGGACGAUAUCUUGAGGUAUGCAGAUAGAUUGUCCAUGCGCUGCUCCACUGUGGACGUAUUGGUAACAGUUCAACGGGAUCAUGUUCAGCAGGAGGCGUUACAUCAGGUUAAUGGCCUGAUUGACAGCUUGGUCAUAGGUCUACGACAAGAUCCAAGUAGCACUCGGCAGCGAUGCGCAGAAUUCAUGAACGCAUGCUCUUCCCAUAGCAUAGGACAUUCCGACAAAGUUUUUGAGACCGCCAUUCUCGGCUGCACGUUGGACGAUCAAAAGCGAGUCAAGAAGAGACUGCAGGGAUUGCUCGAUUAUAUCGACAAGAUGCACAUUUUGGAGAUGACACAGUAAAUGGCACACCAAGAUUGUUUGGUAGAUCAAGUCUACAGCAUUUUCCAUACAAGUUUCGAAUGGCAAAGCUAUUCGGCGGUCUAGCUCUGUUGUAGCGAGUUAAGGGAUUUCGAAAAGAUACAUUCUUUGCGCCUUUUCUGCGCGGCUAAGUUUCUAUUUUCCUUCCACUUCGCGAAUAACUACUUUGAAUGGAACGCUUGGCUGUGUACAGAACGCACAGUGAUCGAUUGGAUUUAAUCUUGUAGCGGCGUGUUACCGAUUCUCGGCGUUUGUACGAUUCCUGAACAUAUUUUAAGACACCUAGCAUUUCAGCACUUAAAAAAAAAUUUAAAAAGAAGGUUUUGAAAGAGCGUUCGAUAACAUUUUUCAAAUCUGUACGUUUUGGAAUAAAAGAGGGAUUUCUGGAGUAUGUGUACUGCAAUUGUAGAAUUUUAGAUAUUAUGUCAAUCAUGUAAUAUUGAAAAUAUAAAGUUAAUGGGCCUCUUUACACUCUCACUCUAA
Molecule: messenger RNA, 1473 nt
Organism: Vollenhovia emeryi
Lineage: Eukaryota; Metazoa; Arthropoda; Insecta; Hymenoptera; Formicidae
Product: BAG family molecular chaperone regulator 2
Exons: 3
Coding region: 433-972 (179 amino acids)
Biological process (GO): protein stabilization
Molecular function (GO): protein-folding chaperone binding; adenyl-nucleotide exchange factor activity
Source: RefSeq, a predicted model, not a curated record